AUGGAUCCCCCCAGCAAGCGCCGAAGGCUGGCUCCCAAGGUGUCCGAUCCGCCUGCGCACCCGCCAGCCUUCUCUCCAGAACAGGCCCAAUCUGCACCACAAUAUCCUCCCCCUGAAGCUCCGGAACGACAUGAUUUCGAGGCCUUUGCCCGGCAUCUCCAGGAUGCUGCGAUGCUUAUAUACCGCCAGACUCAGAAGUCGCCCUAUACAAAUGUUUCAGUGCUGCUCUUGCGGUGGGAGGAAGAUACAGCAGUCGACGCCGACCUCAUGAGCCUAGAGACCGUGUUGAGGGAGAGGUAUCACUACCACACCGACAAAUGGCAGAUCCCUACGGUACCGAACCCCAGCAUCAAACUGGGCGUGCAAAUGGCAUCUUUUCUCGAGAACGCUCGGCCGGACCACCUCCUGAUUAUCUACUAUGCUGGGUACGGUUUUGUGGGAGCGGAUAGCCAGCUCUACUGGGCUUGCAAUGCUCGAGAGGAUGCGGCCAAACUCAAGUGGGACGGUGUGCGAUGCCUGUUUGAGGAUGCACAAUCAGACAUCCUCCUGCUCCUGGACAGCUGCGCUGUCUGGGAUGCGCCCAAGGCUGGCAGCCAUGGCAAGAAGCAGGCCAUCGCAGCUUAUAGCCCUGAUCAGAGUUCCAGAGAAGCUGGUAGCCGCUCAUUCACCUCAUACUUGGUUGAAUCGCUCCACAAGCUUAGUACAGGACGACCGUUUAGUGUACACCGACUUUACGAGGAGAUCCUUCUACACCGCAGGCAUUCAGCAACGCAGGUGCCCAUGACGAAUGGAGCCAGCAGAUCACCCGCAGGUCAGGAACGCAUACCAGUCCAGUUCAUGCUGACUCCUGGAAAAGAGCAAAACCUCAGUCUGGCACCGCUCCCUCCUGGAACCGCGCCCCCCUCGGGCUCUGUCACAGGAGAAGCUGAUGGAGACGGUUCGAAGCUGAGCCGUGAGGACCAUCUCAUCAAUCCUAGCACCGUUGUCGAUCUCACCUUUGACGAAGCUCGGGUCCUCGUAUGUACCACCUUUGUGGGAGAGGCAAGCCCCGACAUGGCCUUUUUCAAUCAAUGGGUCAGCAACAUGCCCUCGAUGGCAUCCAAGAUCACGGUAGAGGGCAUGUUUCUUGGCCCACCUACUAUGCUGCUGAUAUCGAUGCCACACUCGGUAUGGAAUGUCGUGCAGCAUGAUAAGGUCUGCUGCUUCCUGGGCUACAUCAGCUCCCACAACAUGACCCACCUAUACCACAGAUUACUGGGAUCGGCGCCCACCGCGGCGACGGCCAAGGAUGUGGCAGACGGCCGGAUCUUACUCGAGGCCCGGGAGGCGGCCGCUAUCAACAAGGCCAAUGCGCACCGGUACGAAAUGGCGUCCGCGCAGCACUACCCUGCGACUCCUACGAGGGCCGACCUCGCCGCUCGACCGGACGCACGUGUCAGGGCUUCAGCACCUGUUGGCCUGCCUCACCCUGGCAAGGUACCACCACCGAUGGCAUCAAAGGACGAUGGGGAGGACUCUGCAGAGAUGAAGGAGGCCGCCGAGCAGCUCAAGGCGCUGAGCCAUAUCCGAACUCUUAACAGCGAGGCGGCAAGUGGGAAUCACGUGGCGGCUCAUCUCGCAAACCAGACCCCGGAGGCGAGGCAGGAGCUGAUGGGGUCGCCACAGGAUCCCAAUACUUCAAUCAACAGCGGUGGUCACUAUCCGCCUGACUUCCCUACGGUGACGCUCAAGCCCAGGCCCAGAAAGUCGCUCCAGAAGUCGACACCGAACAAGGAGACGAGGUGUCUUAUGUGCAGUCAUGCGCCCUUCAAGGACUAUUCCUCUCUGAGGAAACACGUGGCAGCAGCUCACACCCGGCCCUUCCCCUGUGCCUUCUCCUUCGCCGGCUGCACUAGCACGUUUGGCUCCAAGAACGAGUGGAAGAGGCACAUCGCCUCGCAGCACCUCUGCCUGCAGUUCUACCGGUGCUCGGAGUGCCCCAAGUCGGCGGUCGAGGGCAAGGGCAACGAGUUCAACCGCAAGGACCUGUUCACGCAGCACCUGCGGCGGAUGCACGCGCCGUUCGCCAUCAAGAAGUCGAUCGCCAAGGGCGACAGCAAGCUGCAGACGGACUGGGAGAUCUACGUCAAGCGCAUGCAGGAGACGUGCCUCGUGACGCGGCGGCAGCCGCCGCCGCGGUCGGCGUGCCCGCGGCCGGGCUGCCAGAGCGCGUUCGAGGGCGCGGGCUCGUGGGAGGAGUGGACGGAGCACGUGGGGCGGCACAUGGAGAAUGGGGAGGUGCAGCCGCUGGCGAUGGACCCGCUGCUGGCGGAGUGGGCGCUCGAGGAGGACAUCAUCGAGGACAACGGCGACGGCAGCUACCGGCUCGUGCACCAGGCCGGCAGCAGCGGGGACAAGGAGCUCGCGCACCUGACGUUCAUGUCGGAGACGUCGUCGGAGAUGCAUCUGCACAUGCCGCCGCCGGAGCCGGAGCAGGCGACGCCGUCGCCGCGGGCGCAGACGCAGCAACUGCAGCAGCAGCAGCAGCAGCAGCAGCAUCAGGAGAGGGGAGAUGAGCGGGAGGAGGACGAGCGGGAAGGGACGCUCGAGAGCAGCACUUCGCCCGUCACCAUGGCGCAGGCUGCCACGGCGGCGGCGGCUGCUGCUGCUGUAGUGGGUACGGCGGCUGCUGCUGCUGCAAUGGGUACGGCGGCGGCGGCGGCAGAGGAGCCCACUAAGACGACCCAGGAAGACGAAAAGGAGCGCGAGGCGUCAGAUGCGUCGGCUCCACCGCCCGCCGCAGCAGCGACCGCGCUGGAAGUGGAGCAGCCUCAUGGCCAAGAUGACAGCGCAAGGAUCGAGGCGGUGGAAAAGGCCGAGGUACAGGCGCCCGAGGCCCCGCCGCGAGCAAAGUCCGAAGAUGUCACGGCGGCCCCAGAGAAGAAAGAGGAGCAGGGAUCUGACGAGGCUGCUGGAGUGCAGGAAAAGGAGCAGGGGCCAGGGCAAAAUCAGGACGAAGAUCAGGACCAGGACAAGAUGGACGUGGACGGAUGA
Messenger RNA from Thyridium curvatum, 3033 nucleotides. RefSeq lists its product as uncharacterized. The coding region runs from base 1 to 3033 and encodes 1010 amino acids. Gene Ontology annotation, molecular function: DNA-binding transcription factor activity. The transcript has 3 exons. The record is from RefSeq and is a predicted model, not a curated record. NCBI's taxonomy places the organism in Eukaryota, Fungi, Ascomycota, Sordariomycetes, Thyridiales, Thyridiaceae.